Molecule: messenger RNA, 1201 nt
Organism: Sinocyclocheilus rhinocerous
Lineage: Eukaryota; Metazoa; Chordata; Actinopteri; Cypriniformes; Cyprinidae
Product: enkurin domain-containing protein 1-like
Exons: 8
Coding region: 95-988 (297 amino acids)
Cellular component (GO): cytoplasmic microtubule
Source: RefSeq, a predicted model, not a curated record
CAGUCUGCGUGUAACCGAAGAGCAAAUACCGCGCAGUAUCCGCACAAUUAUCAAAGAAUUAAGGGUUUAAUUAAAGCUCCUCCGCAGCAGCAGUAUGUGUGAAGGGCCCUCAGCGAUCUCUGGUCCCAUUCCUCCAGACCCCACACUGUUUCCUGAAUAUUACAAACGCCCGUCCUCUGCUCGUGGUCGGCUGGAGGGAAACGCUCAGAACGGCUCGUCUCCUCUUCUGAAGGGUCCGUUAGCACCAGAUCCUGGGUGUUACAGCGCCCGCUGCACCCCUCGACCCCGCAUCGGUGCCAACGCCGCUCACAUCCUAGAGAGAGGACAGAGAGGGGUUGUGGGAGACCUGCUGAAGCUGGAGGGAGUGGCGCUGAACCCCAGUCCAGCCAAACCUAUUAUUAACAUCAAUUUUGAGACGAGCCCUCCUAAGAAACCCGAAUGUCAGAACUUCCUGAAGGCUCACUCUCUGUGUGGCACUGGAGGUCGACCGCUGCUCUGCCGCUCAGAGAGCGUGCCGCCACCAGCUGCAGGAGACUCGGAUUCUGAGAUGCAUGUGAGAGGACACACGGUGGACUUUGUGAGUCAUAACGCUCGUGCCGCGGGGAAGACGAACCUGAGGCGAUCUCAGUCCUUACAGAACCUCCGAGACAAACCACCACCCAGCGCCGUGAAGGGCAAAGUGCCACAAUAUCUGGAGCAGAGGAAGUUGCAGUGGAAAAAGGAGGAGGAGGAGAGGAGGAGAAACACUCCUGAUCCGUCCAUUCCUGCUGGACACACUCAGAUGUCUGAAAGAGAGAGACAAGAGACCCUGAGGUCCCUCAAAGAAACUCACAGGUCUCUGGUCAGUGAGCUGCUGUCUCUCCCCAUCAAAGCCGACACACUGAGCGUCCGCUCUCGACGCGCUCAACUCGACCAGCGUCUCUCGGAGGUCGAGGAGGCCGUCAAAAUCUUCUCACGGGACAAAGUCUAUGUGAAAGUCGACUCUUAAACACCACAUUCAUAUCAGGCUGUUUCUUCUGUAUUUAUGUAUUUAUUAGUUAGCAGCAGAUGCUUUUUCAUUUCCUGAGUUCACUGCAUUUGAACGCUUGACACUAUAAAGAGAUUUGUGACUAAAUAUGACGCAUAUUAGUGGCAGAGAUCAUUGAUUUAUUUUUUGCUAAUUGUAUUCUGUAGUCGUGCUUUGGUUAGAUAAUUAUGAGAU